This is a messenger RNA of Monascus purpureus, 1005 nucleotides long. Lineage: Eukaryota; Fungi; Ascomycota; Eurotiomycetes; Eurotiales; Aspergillaceae. The record is from the annotation of a GenBank genome assembly.
AUGGCACCCAUCACAGUCGUCAAGGGCCGUCAAUCGGGCACCCCAAGUCCCAGCACAAAAUCAGAUCCAGACCCAAACACACAGAAUCAAGAAUCCUCCUUCACCCAAAUCCCAGACGAAGAUCUCGAAGCUAUCGGCCGACACUGUAAGUUCGAAUACUGCAACCAGCUUGACUUCCUCCCCUUCCGAUGCGAAUCCUGCCGGAGAACAUUCUGUCUCGAACACCGCACAGAAACAGCACACAAAUGCCCACAGGCAGGCGAGUGGGCCCGACGAAGACGUAACCAGAAUGCGGGGAUUGGAGGUAAUCUGUCAUCAUCAUUGACGCAGAGACCAACCAUCUAUAAUACCGAUCAAUGCGCUCAUCUCUCCUGCAAGACCCUCAUCAAUACUCUCAAGGAUCCCGCCGUGCGCUGUCCCAACUGUAAUCGGCAGUAUUGUCUGAAACACAGGUUACAGGAGGAACAUGACUGCGCGAAGGUCGUGCCGUUGGGCGGGCAAGGGCAAGGGCAACAAAGUGCGAAUGCAAGUGAGACGAUACGAUCUAUGUUCGCCAAGGUACGAACAUGGGGGAAGGAUAAAAUACCGACGACGGGUGGAGGGACGUUGUCGAAUGGGUUCAAGGGCAAAUCGUCCACUUCAGGUGUGGGAGGUUUGAAUGCGCUCAAGAGGACCGCGAAAGGCGAUCCCGCUAUUGUGGCUGAUAAGCGACUGUAUCUGCAUGUGGUGGGGUCGUCGGAUACUCAGAAGACGGAACCUCCGACCGGGGAUUUCUUCUUCGAUUCCCGUUGGAAAGUGGGGAGGGUGCUUGAUGAGGCUGCAAGGAGAUUGCAUGUUGAGAAUCUGAAUAAUCGCGGUGGAGGGGAGGAAGAGCGGUUGCGUGUAUUCCAUGUCGAGUCUGGUGAAUUCCUGGAGUUCUCGGAGAGCAUUGGAGGAGGCAAGGUGAAGCAGGGCCAUACGCUUGUUUUGCUGCGAGGGGCGGGAGUAUUGUUGGGAAAAUCCUGA